Hypomesus transpacificus is the source of this 1617-nucleotide messenger RNA. RefSeq names its product phospholipase A1 member A-like. The transcript has 7 exons. The record is from RefSeq and is a predicted model, not a curated record. Gene Ontology annotation, molecular function: lipase activity. Bases 136 to 1308 code for a protein of 390 amino acids. NCBI's taxonomy places the organism in Eukaryota, Metazoa, Chordata, Actinopteri, Osmeriformes, Osmeridae.
UCACAAAAUUACCUUUAUCACCAUGUCAACCUUGUCUUUCAAACUGUAUUUGAAUAAUAACUGCCUCCAGGCUCUGCCCCCACUUCUACUUAUCUGCAGUGUUGGGGAGGAUGUAGGACUGCAGCAGGGCUGUGGAUGAACAUGAUGGUGUAUGCUGUGCUGGACAGAGCAGGGAGAGUUACAGGACAGCUUACAGCAGGCAGGGGCCAGGUCUGGGGCCAUGCCCGGGGUCAGGGCCAGGUCUGGGGUCAGUGGCUGCUGGUCCUUUACCUCCUGUCUGGUUCUGCUACGGGUGUCUCCACACCCUGCUCUGACUUCCUCUCCGCCGUCCGCUCCUCUCCAGACCUGAGGCUGCUGAGGUUCUCAGCGGGGCGGAGCCCCUGUGGAUCUCCAUACGAGGUCCCAGCAGAACUGCCGAGCCUGCCCUGGCAUCCGGACAGCCCAACGGUGGUAGUGGUGCCUGGCAGGAGGCCUCCGGGGGUACAGCCCAGCUGGGUGAGGACCAUGGCAGGGGAGCUGCUGGCGACAGGGCUGAGCAACGUGCUGGCUGCCGACUGGCUGGCUGCUCCGGAACAGGAGAUAACAGAGGGUGCUCGUCAGGUCGGGGAGAGACUGGCACAGGUCAUCUGGGCGUUGCUGGAUCAGGGGUCUUCUCCUGGGAGGUUUCACUUGAUUGGCUUUGGUGUUGGAGCCCAUGUGGCGGGUGUGGCUGGGAAAUGUCUUCAUGGAGCCAUAGGAAGAAUCACUGGACUGGAUCCUUUUGCGCCAGUGUUUUCCGAGGCAAACAUAAGUUUCUCUUUGAGUUACACAGAUGCACAAUAUGUGGAUGUGAUUCACACCAACUUCAAUCCGAACGAGCCUGUGGCUGCCCUAGGGGGUUCCGGACCAGUGGGCCAUGUUGAUUUCUACAUCAGUCGAGGACAUCAGCUUCCUGGAUGCCCUCCAGGUCUACUGAAAAGGGAGGAAUACCUGCUUUGCAGCCAUCAGUGGGCCUAUAAGAUCUUCACCAGCUCCAUCCAUGGUUCCUGCCCUUUCACGGCGAUACCCUGCCGUGGAGUCGAAGACUUCUACAAUGCUGCCUGUACUGACUGCCACCUCCCUGACCUCGCUGUGUGCCCACAGCUGGGAUAUGACAUCAGCUGGUUGCCCGUCGAGCGUCCAAUCCCGAUCCGACCCUUGACUGCUUUCCUGAGCAUCACAGCAAAGGCUCCAUUCUGUGUUCCGGGGUUCUGGACUUUUACCCACAACAUGUGUACAAGUUCAUGGUUUCAGUGGAGCGUGCAGAAAACUUUAAAACAAUGUCUCUGAAGUUCUUUUCUCAACGUCUUCUCUACUUCCAAUGGAGGAAAAAGGACAUUUUCAUUGGUCAACUGUUGCUCAUUCAACUUCCUAGAUUCAAGGGGUAAAUAAUGUCCAUGUUCAGUCCAUGCUCAUUUUUUUUUACAGAAUCUUUUAAAUAACAUAGCCCACACGUUUGUUCCUCGUAAAUACAUUUUUUCUGAAUAAUUUUCCAACAGGAGUAUUUACAGGGCUGAGAAUAUUUUGGCAGUUGAAAACCAGAGCGUUGAAGUUCAUCUAAAAUUGUGAACUGUAAAGGACAAAUUAUUAUAGCAGAUG